Adineta steineri is the source of this 834-nucleotide messenger RNA. Lineage: Eukaryota; Metazoa; Rotifera; Eurotatoria; Adinetida; Adinetidae. The record is from the annotation of a GenBank genome assembly.
AUGACAUCAUUUUUUAUAUUCAAAGAUAAUCAACAAACAAUAAAACUGUCAAUUAAUAAUAAAUAUGACAAAUGUAUUCAGUGGGCUGAAGGUGAAAUUGUACGACCUGAUUAUAAUAUAACAACAACUCCAAUUUAUGAUGCACUUCAGUCUAGUACAUCGAGUCGAUUAGAAGCUGUCGUAUUAGAUGAAAACCGAGAGAUAUUUGUUAAUGAAUAUGAAAAACCAUAUAUGUAUAAAAUGUUUAUUAUUGGAGACAUUAGUGGUACUAUACCUUUAAUAGUAUACGAUCAUUUAAUCGAUUCAUUAAAAAUAAAUGAGACUUUUAUAUUUACUCAAAUUAAAUGGAAAAAAAUACAUGAUAAAAUUAUUUUAACUACAACUCCAAAUACUAUAAUCUCUCAAACAACAAAUGUAGUCAGUCCUAAUUUACAUAAUAUGGAAGAAUCGAUGUUAUUCAAUCAAAUGGACGUUCAACAAAUAAAUACUUGUUUCGAAGAAAUCACAAAUUCACAAAAACAAAUGACAUGUCUUUCAUGUAAACAAAAUUUAAUACCAAUCAAAGGCAAGGAACAUUUAUUAAAGUGUCAUAAUUGUUCCCAAUUUGCAUGGUGUAAAUUGAAUGAUUUUAACGAAACUUUCGUUCUUCAAAUUGAUAAUCAAAAACGUUCAUUUACUGCCGUAAAAGAUGUUUUAGAAACUUUUUUUCAACAACAAAACGCCAAUCUACCAUUAACAUUCGAAAAUUUAUUAAAAUAUUAUAUGUUUAAUGGACCCUGGAAAAUAACUUUAAGUCAUUUUCAUAAUCUUAUUCUUCAUAUCCAAAAAAUCUAA